Molecule: messenger RNA, 3343 nt
Organism: Camellia sinensis
Lineage: Eukaryota; Viridiplantae; Streptophyta; Magnoliopsida; Ericales; Theaceae
Gene: IRX1
Product: cellulose synthase family protein
Biological process (GO): cellulose biosynthetic process
Cellular component (GO): membrane
Molecular function (GO): cellulose synthase (UDP-forming) activity
Source: RefSeq, a predicted model, not a curated record
CCACCAUCAUUCUGUUGCUAGCAACACAUCCCCUGACUUGGGUUUCUGUUUUUCAUCCAAUUCAGAAGAACAGGGAUUCAAGAUUCAGCAGAAACCCUGGUUGGGGUUAAGGUUUUGGAGUUUUGAGGGAGAUCAAGAUGAUGCAAUCUGGGGUUCCUAUAUGCAACACUUGUGGUGAACAAGUAGGUUUGAAUUCAAAUGGAGAAGUGUUUGUGGCUUGUCAUGAGUGCAGUUUCCCCAUCUGCAAGUCUUGUUUCGAUGCUGAUAUCAAAGAAGGGCGUACUGCCUGCUUGCGGUGUCACGCUCCGUAUGAUGAGAACUCAGCAAUGGCUAAUGAUGAAACAGAGCCAUCUGGCAAUCGAUCCACAAUGGCUGCUCACCUCACUAAUAUGCAGGUGCAGGAUGUUGGACUCCAUGCUAGAAAUAUAAGUAGUGUAUCCACUCUCGACAGUGAAAUGAACGAUGAAUCUGGAAACCCGAUAUGGAAGAAUAGGGUGGAAAGUUGGAAGGAUAAGAAGAACAAGAAGAAAAAAGUUGCAAGCAAAGCUGUCAAAGAAGCUCAAGUUCCACCUGCACAGGAGAUGGAAGAAAAGCAGCAGUUAGGAGAUGCUGACCAGACACUUUCGAGAGUAAUUCCAAUCCCAAAGAGCCAACUGUCGCCAUACAGAACUGUGAUUAUCAUGCGAUUGAUCAUUCUGGGCCUUUUCUUUCAUUAUAGAGUGACAAAUCCCGUUGAUAGUGCUUUUGGUUUGUGGAUCACUUCUGUCAUUUGUGAGAUCUGGUUUGCUGUUUCCUGGGUAUUGGAUCAAUUCCCUAAGUGGUCUCCCAUUAAUAGGGAGACAUAUAUUGACAGGCUUUCAGCAAGGUUUGAAAGAGAGGGUGAACCCUCGGAGCUGGCUCCUGUGGAUUUCUUUGUCAGUACUGUUGACCCUUUGAAAGAACCGCCAUUGAUUACUGCCAACACUGUGCUUUCAAUCCUUGCUGUGGACUACCCUGUUGAGAAAGUCUCCUGCUAUGUGUCUGAUGAUGGUGCGGCCAUGCUCACAUUUGAGUCUCUCGUUGAAACAUCUGAAUUUGCAAGGAAGUGGGUUCCAUUCUGCAAGAAAUAUGCAAUUGAACCACGUGCACCAGAGUUUUACUUCUCACAGAAGAUUGAUUACUUGAAGGAUAAGGUGCAACCCUCUUUUGUGAAGGAACGUAGAGCAAUGAAAAGGGAUUAUGAAGAGUACAAAGUGCGGAUAAAUGCUUUGGUUGCCAAGGCUCAGAAAACACCUGAGGACGGCUGGACCAUGCAAGAUGGAACACCUUGGCCAGGAAACAACACACGAGACCACCCUGGCAUGAUUCAGGUUUUCCUCGGACAUAGUGGUGCCCAUGACUUGGAAGGAAAUGAACUCCCUCGACUGGUUUAUGUCUCAAGAGAGAAGAGACCUGGCUACCAACAUCAUAAAAAGGCUGGUGCCGAAAAUGCUCUGGUAAGGGUGUCUGCAGUUCUCACAAAUGCACCGUUCAUCCUCAAUCUUGAUUGUGAUCACUAUGUUAACAAUAGCCAGGCAAUUCGUGAGGCUAUGUGUUUCUUGAUGGAUCCACAAGUUGGUCGGGAUGUAUGCUACGUGCAGUUCCCUCAGAGGUUCGAUGGCAUUGAUCGCCAUGACAGAUACGCAAAUCGCAAUACCGUCUUCUUUGAUGUUAACAUGAAAGGUUUAGAUGGCAUUCAAGGACCAGUUUAUGUGGGGACAGGUUGUGUUUUCAAUAGGCAAGCACUUUACGGGUAUGGACCUGCUUCUAUGCCCAGCAUACCCAAGGCCUCUUCUUCAUCUUGCUCAUGGUGCGGAAGCUGCUGUUGUUGCUGCCGAUCCAAGAAGCCCGCAAAAGAUGUCACAGAGAUUUAUCGAGAUUCAAAAAGGGAUGAUCUAAAUGCAGCCAUUUUUAACCUGAACGAGAUUGACAAUUAUGAUGAGUAUGAAAGGUCACUACUCAUCUCCCAGUUGAGCUUUGAGAAGACUUUUGGCAUGUCAUCUGUAUUUAUUGAGUCAACACUAAUGGAGAAUGGAGGAGUGACUGAAUCUACCAACCCAUCAUUACUGAUCAAGGAAGCAAUUCAUGUCAUUAGCUGUGGGUAUGAAGAGAAGACUGCAUGGGGAAAGGAGAUUGGCUGGAUAUAUGGGUCAGUGACUGAGGAUAUCUUGACGGGUUUCAAGAUGCACUGCCGAGGAUGGAGGUCUAUUUACUGCAUGCCCUUGAGACCUGCAUUCAAAGGUUCUGCACCUAUCAACUUGUCUGAUCGGCUGCACCAAGUUCUCCGUUGGGCACUUGGAUCGGUUGAGAUUUUCCUGAGCAGACAUUGUCCACUUUGGUAUGGAUUCGGAGGAGGCCGCCUUAAAUGGCUUCAAAGACUUGCAUAUAUUAACACCAUUGUUUAUCCAUUUACAUCGCUCCCUCUUGUUGCGUACUGCACACUCCCUGCUAUAUGCCUUAUCACUGGAAAAUUCAUCAUACCAACGCUCUCAAACAUAGCGAGCAUAUGGUUUCUUGGCCUCUUCAUGUCCAUCAUCUUGACCAGCGUGCUCGAGCUACGGUGGAGCGGUGUCAGCAUCGAAGAUUGGUGGCGUAAUGAGCAGUUUUGGGUGAUCGGAGGUGUUUCAGCCCAUCUCUUUGCCGUCUUCCAAGGAUUUCUAAAAAUGACCGCUGGCCUCGAUACCAACUUCACUGUCACUGCAAAAGCCUCCGAUGAUGCAGAGUUUGGCGAGCUCUACGCUAUCAAGUGGACAACAGUUUUGAUCCCUCCAACAACCCUUAUCAUUCUCAACUUGGUUGGUGUGGUUGCUGGUUUCUCAGACGCACUGAACAAAGGGUACGAAGCGUGGGGGCCACUCUUCGGCAAGGUGUUCUUCGCCUUUUGGGUGAUCCUCCAUCUCUACCCAUUCCUCAAGGGUCUAAUGGGUCGUCAGAACCGGACUCCAACGGUUGUCGUGCUCUGGUCAGUGUUAUUGGCCUCUGUCUUCUCUCUCGUUUGGGUCAAGAUAAAUCCAUUUGUGAGCAAAGAUGAUGGUAACAUGGUGCAAGGUUGCAUUUCCAUUGAUUGUUGAGUUACCAAAAAGUAAAUUUGCCAGCAUUUCGGUGUCAGGAUCAGCUCAAUUAAGAACUUCUUUAUAUGGCAAUUUUUACUCAUCUUUCUUUGAAUUUUGAAGAUGUCAUGUUAGAUAUCAAAGUCUGUUGAUUUUGUUGUUUGGCUUGAGAGAAAGAUCAAGAGAAACUCAUAUAGCUAUGUAAAAAUUUGAGAGAAAUGAUGUUUUACCUCUCUUGAUUUUGGAUGAAUGAAUGGUUGUCUCCAAUUUUUUCU